AUGAAAAGAAAGAGAAACAUUAUAUUGGACAUUGAGGAGGAGAGUACAUUUAUAAAUAACAGUGAUUACGAUGACAAGGAGCCAAAUAACCUUGAUGGGGUGCAUAAUGAGGGGCACUCAAAUGCUCUGGAUGACUCAGAAGAUUAUGAAUCGGAUGAGAAGAUGGACGAUGAAGUGGAGAAAGAGACAAGAAGCUCUGAAUUGGAACAAGAAGUAGCUCACUACAGGACAAAGGAUGAAUCAAUUACAAAGCAAUUAGAAGAUACUACGAAGCAGAGCUUUAAUGGAGCUGACCCGGAAGGGGAAAAUGGUCAUUCCUUUCAUUCAGAAGAAGCCAUAAAAAUGGAGAAAAAGCAAUCAGACACUGAAGUUCAGCAGAGUUUUUCUGAGACAGAAAUCAAAGUGUCCACGCCCCAGAAGGCAACAGAGCAAGCUCUGCGACCAAAUUCGAAGGACUCCAAAAAUGAAAAUGAACCAAGAUUGGUAAUUAAUAAACUAAUUCUCACAAACUUCAAAUCAUAUGCUGGAGAGCAAAUAAUUGGGCCUUUCCAUUCGUCAUUUUCGUCGGUAGUAGGUCCCAACGGAAGUGGAAAAUCAAACGUCAUAGAUGCAAUGCUUUUCGUAUUUGGAUUUAAAGCCAACAAAAUGAGACAAGGGAAGGUAUCUGAAUUGAUUCACAAUUCAGGAAAUGAAAGACCAGAUUUUUGCCAAGUUGAUAUUCACUUCCAUAUGGUGCUUGACGAUCCUAAAUUACCGCAGCUGUCUGUGGUUGUUCCCAAUUCGGAGUUGGUUAUUUCGCGGAAAGCAUUCCAGAAUAACCAGUCGAUGUACUACAUAGAUGGCAAGAAAAGCAACUAUACCGAUGUAACAGCUUUACUCAGAGGUAGGGGGAUUGACCUAGACCACAAACGGUUUUUAAUUUUACAAGGAGAAGUCGAAUCUAUUGCGCAAAUGAAAGCAAAAGCCGAGAAGGAAGGCGAGGACGGACUAUUGGAGUACCUUGAGGACAUUAUUGGAACCACAAAAUACAAGCAGUUGAUCGAAGAUAGUAUGACACGAAUUGAAGAGUUGAAUACUGUCUGUCAAGAAAAAUCGGACAGGUUUGAGCUAGUAGAGAAGGACAAGAACCUUUUAGAUGAAAAGAAGGUCGAGGCGUUGAAGUUUUUGGAAUUAGAAAGAAAACUCAAUAAUUUCAAAAGCUUGAAAUUUCAAUCCAAUAUCAGUCACUUGCAAAGUAAAAUUGAAGAGUACCAAAAGGAAGCUGAUGAGUUGGAGAAGCAAUUAGACGAAAAGAAAAAUGCAAACGAAGCAGUAUUGCGACACAUUGAAGCGGAAACGUCCAAACAGCAAGAGUUGAAAAAGGAAUUGAAGAAGGUGUUGCAUGAAAUAGAGGGCCUAAAUAAGCAAAAGCGAGACUUGAAUAAGCAAAAUGUGUCCUUUGAAGAAAAGUCCAAGAACUUUGAGAGCAAAUUGAAAAGGAUACAAAAGACUAUUAAUACCCUGACUCAUUCAUUGCAAAGUUCAAAUCAUAGUUUGUCAAGCUAUUCGAACUCUUCUGAGCAGUACAAAGCUGAUAUUGAGAGACUCGAUUCAACGUUGAAGGAUGAGGAAGAAAAGUUGACCAGAAUCCGAGAAAAAAUGGCAGAAAAGACAUCUGGCUUUACUAAGCGUAUCGAAGAGUUGCAAAAUAAGCUAGAGCCUUGGACGUCAAAGUUGAAGGAUAAUGAAAACGAAAUUGAGCUAAUUACUUCCAAUAUUAAUAUCCUCGAAAGCCAAAUGAACAACACAAAGAAGCAGUUGGAGGAAAACAAGGAGAAAUUGAGCUCAAUAAAGCACGAAGGUAAACAGAAAGAAGAGGAAUGCCGAGAAAAGGAAGAGAAACUUGAAACGAUUGAAGAACAGACAUCACUAGGUGAGGAGCAAACAAACUUAAUGAAGUUGAAAUUAGAUAAAAUGAAGAGUCAUAUCACAAGAGCUAAAAACAAGUACCAUGACUCCGCACAGGCUUUCCAAAGUAAACAAAAUCAAAGCAGUGUUUUGGCAGCACUAACUAAGUUGGGAAAGUCAGGUAGAAUUGAAGGAUUUUAUGGCAAGUUGGGGGAUCUUGGAACAAUUGAUGAAAAGUAUGAUAUUGCGGUUUCAACUGCCGCCCCAGGAUUGGAUUCUAUGGUUGUCGAAACUGUCGAAACAGCGCAAGUAUGCAUUGACUAUUUGCGAAAAAACAAGCUAGGUUAUGCUAAUUUUAUUUGCUUGAAUAAGUUGCGAAAUUACGAUUUAUCUCCAAUUGCAAUACCUGGUGACCCAUCCAAGAUUAAGCGACUUUUUGACUUGAUUGACCCAAUCAAUCCCAAAUUUGCACCAGCGUUUUUCAGUAAAAUGUUUAAUACACUUGUGGCACCAGACUUGAAUGAAGCAAAGAAGGUAGCCUACGGAGCAAGAAGAUGGAAGUGUGUCACUUUAGAUGGUAAGGUUAUAGACAUAGCGGGAACUAUGUCAGGAGGUGGUAAUCAGAUUAUGAAGAAUGCCAUGCGUUUGAAAUCAGCAAAUUCACUGGAUAACAUAGAUUUUGACGAGGAAAGUUUGGAAAAUACAAGGUUGGAAAUAGAAGAGAUGGAAGCCGAGUUCGAAAGGGAGCAGAAGAAAUACAAUGAGGCAAUUUCAGCAUUAAAUAAAGUAAGGAGCUUGGAGCCUGAGACGAGACUUUCCCUUGACAAGCUCAGAUUGGACAUUACAGGUUUAGCUUCUGAAAUGAAGGAAGUGACUCAAGUUUGUAAGAAUUUAGUCGCCGAACAAAGACAAAUCGAGGCAAACAAUCCUUUUGAACGACAAAUUUUAGGCAAAAAGGCUGAAUUAGAGAAGCUUGAGGCGGUUAAAGUAAAAUUGAAAUCAGAAAUGGCGGACUACGAGAAUGAAAUUGCCACCUACGAACAGAAGAUAAUGGAAGCUGGUGGUGUUGAUUUGAAGGUCCAGAAUUCAAAAGUCGAAUCGAUUAAGCAACAAAUUGCAAUUAUAAAUGACAAAACCAGCGGUGACCGAAUCGCUUUGAAGAAGUUGGAAAGCGAUAUCAAGCGCCAUACAAAAGUUAUCGAAGAUUCAAAGAUUACCAAGGAGAAUUUAGAAGCUGAUCACCAACAAAUUAAAGAGGCACAACAGGAGGUCCAAGAGAAGGUAAGAGAUUUAGAAGAAAAGAUACACGCGCUUGAUCAAACAAAACAAGACAAAGAAGAGCAGCUUGAAGUUAUUCGUGUUGAGAUUGAAGAAAAACAGGAGGAGCUUUCCGGGUUCAAACUGUUUGAGGUUGAAAUUUUGAACAAAUUGGAAAAAGUCACCCAUAGCUUGAAAAAGAUUACUCAUUCAAUUGAGCAGAAUGAGCUGAGUCUAGAUGCAUUGGUGGUACGAGAUGUAUUGCCAUAUAUCUAUUGGCUCGAUGAGGAUGAGCAGAAAAAGUAUAAUUCCUCCGUUAUUGAACGAUUGAGUGAGUCUGAACUUGAAGAUGUUGACUUGGAUGGCGUCAACUCUGAAAUUGAAGAAUUGGAAAAAUACAUGUCUACUGUUCAAAUUGAUAUUGAAAUGCUUAAAGAGUAUGGAACCAAGAUUGCAGAAUAUACCGAGAGGAAGAAUGAUUUGAAUAGUGCUGUUGAGGAGCGAGAUGAAAAGCGGGAUUACUGCGAGGACUUGAAGAAAAAGAGAUUAGAUGAAUUUAUGGAUGGAUUCAGUGCCAUUUCAAUGGCUUUGAAGGACAUGUAUCGAAUGAUCACUAUGGGUGGAAAUGCUGAAUUAGAGUUGGUUGACAGUUUGGAUCCAUUUUCAGAAGGAAUUUUAUUUAGUGUGAUGCCGCCAAAGAAAUCCUGGAAGAAUAUAUCGAAUUUAUCCGGCGGUGAGAAAACUUUGAGUUCAUUAGCCUUGGUUUUUGCUCUUCAUCUGUACAAACCUACUCCAUUGUAUGUUAUGGAUGAAAUUGAUGCUGCUUUGGAUUUCCGAAAUGUUUCGAUCGUUGCCAAUUAUAUUAAAGAGCGAACUAAGAAUGCCCAGUUUGUGGUUAUUUCGUUGAGGAAUAAUAUGUUUGAAUUGGCGCAGAAAUUGAUUGGGAUUUACAAGGUCAAUAACAUGACUAGAAGUACACCAAUUUUGAAUAUAGAAUUUAAUAGUAUCGAAUGA
Lodderomyces margitis is the source of this 4158-nucleotide messenger RNA. It is a transcript of the gene SMC4, whose product is annotated as condensin subunit. The record is from RefSeq and is a predicted model, not a curated record. Lineage: Eukaryota; Fungi; Ascomycota; Pichiomycetes; Serinales; Debaryomycetaceae. Bases 1 to 4158 code for a protein of 1385 amino acids. The transcript has a single exon. Gene Ontology annotation, biological process: mitotic chromosome condensation. Gene Ontology annotation, molecular function: ATP hydrolysis activity; protein binding; ATP binding. Gene Ontology annotation, cellular component: chromosome.